Messenger RNA from Guyanagaster necrorhizus, 426 nucleotides. RefSeq lists its product as uncharacterized. The record is from RefSeq and is a predicted model, not a curated record. Lineage: Eukaryota; Fungi; Basidiomycota; Agaricomycetes; Agaricales; Physalacriaceae. Bases 1 to 426 code for a protein of 141 amino acids. The transcript is spliced from 3 exons.
AUGGACGUCGUCCACCAUUCAGCGUUGUUCCUUGUUGAGCAAUCCUUCUUGACGACACCGACAAGUACGAACCUACCACUAAGACGUCGCGGCGGCCUCUUAUAUAGAUCUCUCUAUGAAAUAAAUCUCGGACUUGUUCUGGCUCUGUGCUUUCUGCACAAUCGAAAGAUCGCUGGUCUUGCACUGCCACCCGACUCGGUGCCGUCGACCAAGUGCGGUCUGCGAUCAGGACGUUAUCCAGAUCUCUGGAUGUAUGUUCAUUUUAUCUCUGUAACCAUGGUCGAUCCAAUUCACCUCGUUGCGAUCCUCUUAAAUCUCGUUUUCAAACGUAAAUGGGGUAUAUCUAUGCGGCAAUCUACGUAUAAUGAGAUGAUUCACCUCGGUCCUCUAGAAAGGGAUGUCCGAGUCGCGGAACAGCGUCGAUAA